Molecule: messenger RNA, 5475 nt
Organism: Anopheles funestus (African malaria mosquito)
Lineage: Eukaryota; Metazoa; Arthropoda; Insecta; Diptera; Culicidae
Product: E3 ubiquitin-protein ligase Su(dx)-like
Exons: 6
Coding region: 512-3526 (1004 amino acids)
Biological process (GO): ubiquitin-dependent protein catabolic process
Molecular function (GO): protein binding; ubiquitin protein ligase activity
Source: RefSeq, a predicted model, not a curated record
UUCUGCGAAUUGAUUCAUUGUGAUCUUUAUUAAUCUUUGGCAUUCAUCGAAAAGAAAGAGGAGGUCACGAAUGAGGAAAUUCUCACUGGAUUAUUGUUGAGCAGCAAGUCGAUUCUGUGCUUUUACUGCAAGCACCAGAAACACGAACAGCUGGAAUCGUGAUCAGAAAAACCAAAUUGAGUUAAUUCCCGUGAAAACAAGUGACACAGUUCACGAAAACUACUGUCUGCCGAUUACGUCCCAUAGUAGGGAAACCCAAGCAAAUCAACGGGGUAAAGGCAUCAUGUGAAAUCAUCAUCAUCAGACCUAUUCUCUGACUGGCUGUACGCAUCAAAACAACGGGCUAGAGCAGGAUCGUCCAUAACGUAUCCCGAGGGCAGAAAGUCGGUUUGUGGCGACACUAAUAGUUUGUUCACUUGCUAAAGGACGGUGUAGGGUGUUCGAUCCGUCGGCCCUGGUAUAGGGGCCAUAUCCUUCUUCAAGCCUACCAUUAAAUCAACACGGCCGGCAGAUGGACGACGGAACCAUCCAUCAGCUGAUUGUGAUAAUCGAGCACGCCUCCUUCCGGAGCAAUGGUUUCCUUAAGCCCAACCCCUACGUCGAGUUCUCGAUCGAUGGCAAAACUUCACGCAAGACAGAUAUCAUCAAAAACACCAACACACCGAAAUGGAACGAACGGUUCACGAGUAUCGUGUCGCCCGGAUCAGUAUUGCACUUCCGCGUCCUCGACCAUUCCAGCUUCCGCAAAGAUUCCCUGCUCGGUCAGCAGACGGUUGAGUUGGCCGGCAUUUUGCGGCACUACAAUGGUGUGCUGGAAUUGCUCGAGCUCAACAUGGAUCUGCUGAUUGAUGGGACAGGUUCGUCGAAAACAAGCGAACCCCGGCAGCCGGUGAAGGCGGGCGAAUUAGUCGUCGUGCUUGAUGGGUUAAAGAUCGAUAUGCGUAAUUUGGGUACAGGUGGAACGGGCGCUAUGCGUAGCAGUGAGGGCGCAAGCAGCAACAGCAGUAUGGUCAACGGGAAUGGGCAGCUGACGGUUGGUUCCACGGAUUUGGCGCAGAACGGUGCACACUAUCACACGCUCCGGAGCAGCAUACUAAACGGUGGCAUUAGGGCGCGAAUGCGCUUACGUGGCACCGGCACCAGUACAUCACAGCAGCUGCAACCGGCCCAAACCUCCUCCGGUAGUGGUAUCAUGAAUCAUGCAUUAGUUCCGUCAUCUUCCUCCUCUGCUUCAUCAACGCCCGCAACCGUACAUCAGUCGCAACAUUCGCCCGCUUCCCACGUUAGCCAAAGCAACAACAGCACGAGUAAUAACGCAGCGUCGUCAUCUGAUUGUGUGCCGUCGUUUAACGAGUUCAGUAUAGCGGCUGGAUCGUACGGAAUGGGUAACGGUGUGAUGACGGCCGGAUCGUCUCCGAACGGUGGCAACUCCUCGAUGUCCGCUGGUGGAGCGGCUUCUUCGUCGACGGGUGCUAUUCGAAGAAGUGGCAUUAACUGGGAUCAGCAGAAUGUAUCACCGGUAGCGUCAUCGAUGGGAUCCCAUACCCGUCUGGGGCCCGUUUAUUCGAAUUCCUCGCAAGAAGGACUCAUCAACGGUGUUCCGGCUGGUGGCCAUACGAGUACCGCGUUGCUUCCAGUAGCCGGAGGAAGUCCUGGUGGUGUAAAUGGUGCCGCGGCCGCUAUACCGAUGCCGAUGGGGGGAAGCUUAACUGAUCAGCAAAUCAUUCUGCAACACCAGCAACAGCAGCAGCAAAAUCCAAUUGACGACGAGCCACUGCCGGCAGGUUGGGAGAUGCGUGUGGAUAAAUUCGGUCGGCGGUAUUACGUCGAUCAUAACACUCGCUCGACGUACUGGGAAAAACCGCAGCCCUUACCGGCCGGCUGGGAACAGCGGCGUGAUCCGCGUGGACGUGUGUACUACGUGGAUCAUAACACGCGCACCACCACUUGGCAGCGGCCGAACAGCGAGAGGCUAAUGCACUUCCAGCACUGGCAGGGUCAACGGCAACACAUCAUCUCGCAAGGCAAUCAGCGGUUCCUGUACCCGCAGCACGCCCAACAAUCGAACUCGAUCUCGGUAGCACACGAAGAAGACGAUGGGCUGGGUCCGCUACCGGACGGAUGGGAAAAGCGCGUCCAGCCGGACAAUCGGGUGUACUUUGUGAACCACAAAAACCGCACCACCCAGUGGGAGGAUCCACGGACGCAGGGUCAGGAGGUGAGCAUGCUAGCGGAAGGUCCAUUACCGCCCGGCUGGGAAAUUCGCUACACGGCCAACGGUGAACGGUUCUUCGUGGAUCACAAUAAUCGUAAAACCACGUUCGAAGAUCCACGGCCCGGCGCACCAAAGGGAGCGAAGGGUGUGUACGGUGUGCCGAAAGCGUACGAACGAUCCUUCCGCUGGAAGCUCAGCCAGUUCCGGUACCUGUGCCAGAGCAAUGCGCUCGCAUCGCACAUAAAAAUAACGCUAACGCGCCAAACACUGUUUGAGGAUUCGUAUCACCAGAUUAUGCGAUUGCCUGCGUACGAGUUGAGACGCCGAUUGUACAUUAUCUUCCGCGGCGAAGAAGGUCUCGAUUAUGGCGGUGUGUCACGGGAGUGGUUUUUCCUGCUGUCGCACGAAGUGCUCAACCCGAUGUACUGUCUGUUCGAGUACGCGAACAAGAACAACUACAGUCUGCAAAUUAAUCCGGCCAGCUACGUGAAUCCGGAUCACCUGCAGUACUUCAAAUUUAUUGGACGUUUCAUCGCAAUGGCCCUGUACCACGGACGGUUCAUCUAUUCCGGCUUCACGAUGCCGUUCUACAAGCGCAUGCUGAACAAGAAGCUAACGACCAAAGACAUCGAAACGAUCGAUCCGGAGUUUUACAACUCGCUGAUUUGGGUGCGGGACAACAAUAUCGACGAGUGUGGGUUGGAGCUGUGGUUUAGCGUUGAUUUCGAGGUGCUUGGACAGAUCAUUCACCACGAGCUGAAGGAUAACGGCGACAAGGAGCGCGUGACGGAGGAGAACAAGGAAGAAUACAUCUCGCUCAUGACCGAGUGGCGUAUGACGAGGGGUAUCGAGGAGCAGACAAAAACGUUCCUGGACGGGUUUAACGAAGUGGUACCGUUGGAGUGGCUGAAAUACUUUGACGAGCGUGAACUGGAGCUGAUGCUGUGCGGAAUGCAAGAGAUCGAUGUGGACGAUUGGCAACGCAAUUCAAUUUAUCGGCACUAUAACCGAAACAGCAAACAGGUCGUUUGGUUCUGGCAGUUUGUACGUGAAACUGACAACGAGAAACGUGCCCGUUUGUUGCAAUUCGUAACCGGCACUUGUCGCGUACCGGUCGGUGGUUUCGCGGAGCUGAUGGGUUCAAACGGUCCGCAACGCUUCUGUAUCGAGAAGGUCGGCAAGGACACGUGGUUGCCACGAUCGCACACCUGUUUCAAUCGGUUGGAUCUGCCACCGUACAAGAGCUACGAUCAGCUGGUGGAGAAACUGAACUAUGCGAUCGAAGAGACUGAAGGUUUCGGGCAGGAGUAAAAAUAGGAUAAAGCAUGGAUAAAAUGACCGAAAGGUAUGGGGGUAAGGGGGGUGGGGCGGGAAAACGUAAAUCAAAUGUGAUCAUUUUAUGGGAUAUAGUCGUUCUUAGAAAAUGUGGGAAGUCGGGAACUAUAGGAAUGAUAAAAUGGAAGUAUUUUGUAUAGUACUGUGUGUGCGUGUAUCUAUGAAUGUAUAUGAUAACGAGUUGCAGCAUACUCAAACAGAGAGCUCGUGUAUGUUGGGUUUAAAUAUCAUACGGAUUGUAUGAAAUUAUGGUUUUAGACGUUGCCCUCCGGUGUAUUGUGUACUAAUGGACAAUAGAGCUCAAUUGUGCUUUGUGCUACAACCAGGAAUUGGGCUGUAAAACAACAGUAAUAAUUCAGCUGAAGUAUGUUCGCAUACACCAAUCAUUCCCGUGCGAUCUUCGUCUGUACAAACUGUUAUGUAAAGUACGAAAGCAAUAUUUUCUACCCACAACCAUGGCCUGCAUUACAUAGAAUGAGUUGGUUUUGCUAUGUUUUUACGAAAAGAAAUAAAAAGAAGGAUUUAUUUAUUUGUUUCACCGUUGUGCACACAUGUUAUGCGUCGUGUAUGAUACGAGACGUUUGUGAAAUUUAUUUUUCAUUUCGUUCAAUACAAUUGCGAUGAUGUGUGUAAUUAAAAGUGGAAAACUUUUAGAGAAUAAUAGGAAACAAUGGUAAAAAAAACAACGUUGUUAGAAGCAAAGAUAUACAAAAUUUACUACAAAAAAAAACGACAGCAAUUUGUGGGGCCACAAGGUGUUAAGCUUGUACUAUAAUUUCUGUAGAGUUGUCAUUAAUGAACAUUAUCAGCAUACACUGCAUCUGCUCCUUAUUGCUAACGAUUACCGGCUGUUUUAAUGAAAAAGAUGAAGAUGGAGUGAAUAGAUGUGCUUAGGGGCGAUAAGUAAAUGUAAAACCGAUAAAGAACAUCCUAAAAAGUAUAAAGAUACAAUCGUCAUACAGUAGGGAUCAUAAUAAUUAUUAUUGGUGAACUCCCGUAAACAAAUACGUAUCACAUGCCCCGUACUGAUACGUAGCGGAUUGUACGCAUUGCAGUGAACAUAUAACAUCCAGUAGUACAUAUUGUAUUGUAAAAACGAAUCGGCAAACGGUUAUAGAUUGUUUUAAACAAUGACGAUAAAGAUAAAAUAAAUACAUAUAUAUAUAUUAACACAGUGGUUCUAGUAUAUCGAGGGUACAGUAGGAUAAUAUAAGUACAUUAACAAGUACGAGAUACAAUAGCGAGAACGGGGCGCGUUAUUGCACGUUAUGAAAAGUGUACAGAACAAUAAAUAAGGGAUCCAAUGAAAAGAGAAAAAAUAAAAUCAUACAAACUAGAGGAAUAGAAAAUAUCACUAAACACAGACAAAACAACAGAGCAAAACAAAAAGUAUUGCUUGCACAUGAAAAGGGGAAAAAAUGUUACAAUUGCGGUCUUUUGAGAUGCGCCAACAUGGUUCCAAAUAUUUUUCGUAAAUGGCGCGCAAUUGCUGCACGGUUUUCUUAUGCAAAAAAAAAACAAAAAAUAUUAAUUUUAUUAUAAUGCAAAGAAAAUCCCUGAAAUGUUAUCUCUGCAUUCGCAUCAAACUGUGUUAGUUCAUUGGUGCUAAGAUAUGAUUGACUUUAUAACUCUAUUUUAAAACGCGUAAAUUGCAUCGAUUGUUGCAAAACAUCCUGUCAGUGAAUGAUGGUUUUGUUACAAAAAAGCAAAUUGUACAGCUCCGGUGUAGAAGGAACAGUAAAAUGAAAAAGCUAAUGUGUAAUUCGUAAGAAAUAUGUUUCAGAAACAAAGAAAAACGCUAGUAAUAUGCGCAAAGGCAAGCAAAGGUAUCAUGAAUUGUACUGCAAACAUAACUGUAGCUGUAAAUGAUGAUGCUUGGACCGAGGUAAGCAAAGAGUGGAAAAUAAAGACAUAUUUCAAAUGGA